Molecule: messenger RNA, 453 nt
Organism: Plasmodium malariae
Lineage: Eukaryota; Apicomplexa; Aconoidasida; Haemosporida; Plasmodiidae
Product: AN1-like zinc finger family protein
Exons: 5
Coding region: 1-453 (150 amino acids)
Cellular component (GO): cytoplasm
Molecular function (GO): zinc ion binding
Source: RefSeq, a predicted model, not a curated record
AUGGCUUACUUUUCUGAUCUUUCUAAAAAAUGUGAAUUGGACGGAUGUAGAAAUCAUGAUUUUCUUCCAUUUAAAUGUGAAUAUUGCGGUUUAAAUUUUUGCGAAUUUCAUAGAAAAGUUCAAGAACAUACUUGCUCCAGGUUAAAAAAUAUAGAUUUAAAUAAAGUUGUAUUAUGUGAAUACUGCGACCUGGUUCUACCUGAUAAGGAGGAAGAAAUAGAAAAGCAUUUAAUUUAUAAGUGUUCAUAUAAAAAAAAGAAAAGGACCAUAAUUAUAUGUAACAAAAAAGGCUGUAAAACUGUUUUGAAUGACAUUAACAAUUACAUUUGUAAGAAAUGCAAAAAGAACUUUUGCUUGCCUCAUAGAUAUUCUGAUGCACAUGAAUGUGGCAAAGAGUAUACUGAGAAAGGCUUUUUUGAAACAAAACGAACAAAAAAAAUAAGGUUAUUUUAA